ACGCUUGUAACUUGUGAAUAGGUUAGGUUAUGUGUGGUCAGGUUUAGUGAUGCAGUUGCACACAUGGUCAUAUCAUAUUUCCACCUCACUUCUUCAAGCAAAUCUGUCGUUGAUAUUGCGGAGUGUAGACAAUAUAGCCUGAUACGAAUAUUGGCUCCAGAAAUGCUUGUAUAAUAAGCCAGUUUAUAUUUGACGCAAUUUUAAAUACAAUUUCUCAUACGCUGUCAAGAGCAAUAACUCGAAUUCAUGAAAAUGAAUACACAGUGCAAAUUAGCGACUUAUUCUUGAACUGAAACUCAUCUACACACUUCUAUUGCGUAGUGUGAAUAAUAAUGUCAUUAAGAAUCAACUUUUAAAUUGCCCUCCCGAACCAUAGCCUUUACGUAAUACUUGUAUCAGAUAAUGACUGCAAUCAAUAUAACCAAGACAUCAAAGGUAGCAACUACGUAGGCUCAUUAUAUUCCAGAUUAUUUGGAUUACGUAACACUUUGGCUCGUCAGAGCAGGAAGUUGCUGUCUCAUCUGAAUUCCUCUCAGCUGAACAUAUCGUCCUUUCACAAAGAUCUGUUUCUCGAUAACCCAGACACGAUGCCGUGCCCAUUUAUGACGCGUUUAUCGCCCUCCUACGUUCGAAACUACGGAGGCAACUUGCUGAAAACUUACGGACAACAUUGUCCCUUCAUGUCUCGGCUUACUGGCACCCUCACUUCUGCCAACUCUUGCGACGAAGCAGCCGUGGAAGCUGUGAAGAAAUGCCCGUUCUUGGCGGAGGUGACGCCGUUAGUGAAAGAAGCGAGCAAAGAGAUGCAAGAUGAUAUAAUUGAUUUGACUCCGUCAUCUGAAAGCGCUUGGAAAGCUGAAGAAACUGUCACUACUGCAGAAAAUGCACGGGGGCUUUAUGAGAAUGCAGUAACUCAGUGCCCCAUGGACAAGCCUAAAGGUGAAACUUUCCCUUAUGAGCAGUUUUUCCAUGAGCAAAUAAUGCGAAAGAAGAAGGACCAUUCGUAUCGAGUGUUCAAGAAAGUAAAUCGCUUGGCUGCGGAGUUUCCUGGGGCUUACGAAUACAGCUGGGGUGAACGACCUAUUACGGUGUGGUGCUCCAAUGAUUAUUUGGGGAUGUCGCGUCAUCCUGAAGUGAAGGAGGCUGUCAGACAAGCACUGGAAGUGUACGGUGCAGGUGCCGGAGGUACGAGGAAUAUAUCAGGAAACUCGUUGAACCACGAGCUGUUGGAGGUGGAGCUUGCGUCUCUCCACCAGAAAGACUCGGCAUUGCUGUUUACUUCCUGUUUUGUAGCUAAUGAUUCCACUCUCUACACCCUCGCAAAGGCCCUUCCAGGUUGCCAUAUCUUCUCAGAUGCUGGGAACCACGCGUCCAUGAUUCAAGGAAUCCGCAACAGCAGGGUUCCGAAGCAUAUAUUUCGUCACAACGACGUAGACCAUCUAGCUGAGCUUCUGUCUAAAGUGUCUUCCAACGUACCUAAGAUAGUGGCGUUCGAAACAGUGCAUUCCAUGACAGGUGCAGUGUGUCCGCUGGAAGAAAUGUGUGCCGUGGCUCAUGAACACGGGGCACUCACAUUUGUUGACGAAGUUCAUGCCGUAGGCUUGUACGGUGAGCACGGAGCAGGCAUUGGUGAGCGGGACGGACAGUUGGAGAACAUGGAUAUAAUAUCUGGUACUUUGGGCAAAGCAUUUGGUAACGUAGGUGGCUACAUUGCUAGUACUUCAUAUUUGGUGGACAUGAUCCGAAGCUAUGCGGCGGGUUUUAUUUUCACGACGUCUUUACCACCGACUGUGCUUGCCGGAGCGUUGAAAGCUAUUCAGAUUCUGCGCUCAAAAGAGGGACAGUCUCUGCGAAAAAAGCAUCAACAAAAUGUGAUUUAUUUACGUCAGCUACUUCUAGAUAAGGGUUUACCUGUGGAACUCACUCCCUCACACAUCAUUCCAAUAAAGAUUGGUAAUGCUCUUCAGUGUAGUCAGGUUUCUGACAUGCUUCUUCAAGAAUACGGCCAUUACAUGCAGGCCAUAAACUAUCCUACAGUGCCGGUAGGACAAGAGAAAUUACGUCUCGCUCCAACUCCGCAUCAUACGAGACGCAUGAUAGACAGGCUUGUGUGCGACAUGUUGGAUAUCUGGACGCGCUUGCAGCUUCCUCUCUACAGAUGAACGUGCGUGUCGAACAGCACGUUUCAUGACGUAGUAUGUGAUCAUAUACGCUAUUUACAUUUCUGUUCUGUAACUUUGUUACUCUGUCUUGGAGCUAACCUGAGGUUGUGUUAUGAAUAUGAUUAUAUAGCAUAAAAAUAUGUCCAAAAUAUGUUGUUGGUUCACCCUUAUCUUGGAAUUUCAAAUAUUGGUGGUCAGGUAUGAAAGAUAUUGGGAUAAUGUGAAUGGCAUUACUUUAGCUUAAUUCUCAGGCAUUUUCAUGACCCAAGUAUACAUUUGAACACGUACUGUAUACUGAUAUUAAUUUUUGGUACUUGUGGGUUAUUGGGACACAUCGCUUUAAAAAUAGGUUAGGUUAGUUGUCAUUUAUUGAAACAAAAUAUAAUAACUUUCAAGUAUAUGUCAUUUAUCCACACACAU
Zootermopsis nevadensis is the source of this 2582-nucleotide messenger RNA. Lineage: Eukaryota; Metazoa; Arthropoda; Insecta; Blattodea; Termopsidae. The record is from RefSeq and is a predicted model, not a curated record.